This is a messenger RNA of Hirundo rustica (Barn swallow), 4166 nucleotides long. It is a transcript of the gene ZNF711, whose product is annotated as zinc finger protein 711. Gene Ontology annotation, biological process: regulation of transcription by RNA polymerase II. NCBI's taxonomy places the organism in Eukaryota, Metazoa, Chordata, Aves, Passeriformes, Hirundinidae. The transcript has 9 exons. The record is from RefSeq and is a predicted model, not a curated record. Gene Ontology annotation, cellular component: nucleus. Bases 104 to 2518 code for a protein of 804 amino acids. Gene Ontology annotation, molecular function: DNA-binding transcription factor activity, RNA polymerase II-specific; metal ion binding; RNA polymerase II transcription regulatory region sequence-specific DNA binding.
GCUGCGGGCGGAGCAGGCCCAGGCCCGGCCCGGCCUCGGCACGUCCCGCGGGCCCGGCGCACCCCGGGCCUGCACAGUUAUUUGUGAAUGAAUUUGGCUGAAUAUGGAUCCUGGUGGCGGAAGUCUUGGAUUGAAAACACAGGAAUCCAAAAUGCCUCACACUAUGAUCAUGCAAGAUUUUGUAGCUGGAAUGGCUGGCACUGCUCACAUCGAUGGAGACCACAUUGUUGUGUCAGUCCCUGAAGCUGUCCUGGUUUCUGACAUGGUCACAGAUGAUGGGAUACCCCUUGAUCAUGGCUUGGCAGCUGAGGUAGUGCAGGGGCCCGACAUCAUCACAGAAACAGACGUCACUGAAGGCGUCAUUGUUCCCGAUUCUGUGUUGGAGGCUGAUGUUGCCAUUGAGGAGGCUUUGGACACCAGUGACCACGUUUUGACUUCUGACCUGAUCACAGAAACCGUGCGCGUUCCUGACCAGGUGUUUGUGGCAGACCUUGUCACUGGCCCUGAGGGACACUUGGAGCACGUGGUGCAGGACUCCGUGGCCAACUCGCCCACCAUGGUCUCGGAAGAGGUGCUGGUGACCAACUCAGAUUCGGAAACUGUCAUCCAGGCAGAUGAGACUGUCCCUGGCUCCACAGUGACCAUCAAAACCGAGGAUGAAGACGAUGGCAAGAGCACAUCUGAAGACUACCUGAUGAUAUCUUUGGAUGAUGUUGGAGAGAAAUUGGACCAUAUAGGAAGCACUCCCUUGAAGAUCAGUACCGAGGUGGCAAAUGAUGAUGUUGCUAAAGAUGAUGGCUUUGGUUCAGAAAUUAUCAAAGUCUACAUAUUUAAAGCUGAAGCUGAAGAUGAUGUUGAAAUAGGUGGGACAGAAAUUGUCACCGAGAGCGAUUUCCACAAUGGCCAUUCUGUAGCUGGAGUCAUUGAACAAGGAGGUGUUGGGAGAAUGCAGCGAGAAAAAAUGGUUUACAUGGCUGUUAAGGACUCUUCUCAGGAAGAUGAAGAUAUUAGCUGUGCUGAAAUAGCAGAUGAAGUUUAUAUGGAAGUUAUUGUAGGAGAAGAAGAAGCCACAUCCCUUCCAGACACCCAGCUUGAGGACUCUGGCAUGAAUAAAACCUUUGUCCCCGUUGCUUGGGCUGCUGCUUACGGAGAUGAAAGAAGGCUUCCCCGAAGAUACGAAGAUGGUCAAGCGGCAGGAAAUAACUUGGAUACACGAUUAGAAAACAAAAACGGUAAUGCAACACAGUACCUGCAGAUUUGUGAUAGCAUUAGCACUAAUAGAGUGCUCAAACAAAAAACCAAGAAAAGGAGGAGAGGAGAGGCCAGGCAAUGGCAAACAGCUGUUAUAAUAGGUCCUGAUGGACAGCCCUUAACAGUUUACCCUUGUCAUAUUUGUGGGAAAAAAUUUAAAUCCAGAGGAUUCUUGAAAAGGCAUAUGAAGAACCAUCCCGAUCAUAUGAUCAAGAAGAAAUACCAGUGUACAGACUGUGACUUUACAACUAACAAAAAAGUAAGUUUCCACAAUCAUCUGGAAAGCCAUAAACUUAUAAAUAAAGUUGAUAAAACGCACGAGUUUACGGAGUACACGAGAAGAUACAGAGAGGCGAGCCCGUUGAGUUCCAAUAAACUCAUCCUGAGGGACAAGGAGCCCAAGCUCCACAAGUGCAAAUAUUGUGACUAUGAGACUGCAGAGCAGGGGCUGCUCAACAGGCACCUGCUGGCAGUUCAUAGCAAGAACUUCCCUCAUGUGUGCGUGGAGUGCGGGAAGGGCUUCCGCCACCCCUCGGAAUUGAAAAAGCACAUGAGGACCCACACGGGGGAAAAGCCAUACCAGUGUCAGCACUGUGUGUUCAGGUGUGCUGACCAGUCCAACCUGAAAACUCACAUCAAAACCAAACACGGCACCGACCUGCCCUUUAAAUGUGAGCACUGUCCCCAGGCCUUCGCCGACGAGAAGGAGCUGCAGCAGCACACCGAGCUCUUCCAAGGGCAUAAGACUCACCAGUGUCCCCACUGUGACCACAAGAGCACCAACUCCAGUGACCUGAAGCGACACAUCAUUUCAGUGCACACCAAGGAUUUUCCCCACAAGUGUGAGGUGUGUGAGAAAGGCUUCCACCGGCCCUCGGAGCUCAAAAAGCAUAGCGAGACCCAUAAAGGGAAAAAGAUCCACCAGUGUAGGCACUGUGACUUCAAAACCUCCGAUCCUUUUGUGCUCAGUGGGCACAUCCUCUCUGUUCACACAAAGGACCUGCCUUUUAAAUGCAAAAGGUGUAAAAGGGGCUUCAGGCAGCAGAGCGAAUUGAAGAAGCACAUGAAGACCCACAGUGGCAGGAAGGUGUACCAGUGCCAGUACUGUGAGUACAGCACCACGGACGCGUCGGGCUUUAAGCGCCACGUCAUCUCCAUCCACACCAAAGACUACCCCCACAGGUGUGAGUACUGCAAAAAGGGCUUCCGCAGGCCCUCCGAGAAAAAUCAGCACAUAACGAGGCACCACAAAGAGGCCAUAAUGUGAUAGGUGAGCUCCAGAAGGAAGCUAUGUAGAAACUGUGAUAUGCUAAUUGGGGAAAAAAAAUAAAUCUCAUGAACUGUUUCUCCUGGUUUCAAAGCUUGAUAUUAAACCAUAACUUUACAUUCUUUGUAUUAAAAGUCUUAAAAAGUGUUAGGGUUGGCAGGGGAUCUCAUAGCCCUAUGAUUGUUGCUGAUCAGAACCUAAACAGCACUAGAGAAUGCAGAGGAUGAAUGAGUGUCUUAAAUUUGCAGAAAGAUGGAUUAAUGUCUCCAAGUGAACAGUAUUUGCCAUUGCUGCGUCUAGAGGACAGGGCAGAGCUGAUUGUGUGUCCCAACGUGUGUCUUCAGUAUGGAAACAGAUCCCUGGUGGGGUGAGCUACAGAGGGUUUGCAAAGGAGCCCCCUCUUCACUUCUUGUGCAGUUUGAAAUGGGGGGUUUUAGUCAGACAUUUCAUCACAGCGUUUUCAAUUGUGCCUAGAAAUUGAAUUCUAGAACUGGCAAAAUUUGAGAGGGUGUCCCUUGUUUGGUUUGGGGUUUUUUUAACAUUUCAUAGAGAAACAUUUUGGUUUCCUUUAUUAGUUUAAGUCCAAGAAGCAUUUUUUUUACUGUUUUUCAAAGCUGCUAAUCUAUUUUAUUGCAGGAUAUGAUGUUUAAAAUAGGGCAUUAUGUUAUGGUCUCAAAGGUGGUGUUCUGGUGCUAGGGUUAAAGAUGUAUAUGUGCAUAAUUUUCCUUUUUUUAUCUGAAACUACAGUUGAAUGUUGUUCAGUAUGGCACAUAACAAAAUUAACUUUGAAUUUGACUUUUUUUUUAAAGGAUAAAAAUGGAUGCAGCUCAUAGUGUUGUGACUCAACACUAAUUUUUUUCUUUGCUACUUUAAAGUCUUCUCUAAAAAGAAUAUUAAAAACAGUUGAAAACUGUAGGGUUUUUUUUAAUUAAAAUUCAAAGUACUUAGAGGUUCUUUAGGACAGUGUUCUUAACAGGUAUUACGGUUACUGUCCUACCUCCUAAUAUGAAAUUUUCCAUAUAGACAUAAAAUUGCACCUUUUAAAUGAUUCUUUUAAAAAAAUAUCUAUACCAUGCUAUAAACAUGCAUUUUCAAUCUGUAAGAAAGUAUAUAUGCAGUAUUUAACCAGAAAAAUCUGCUGCCACUAGAGUUUGGAGGUAGAUCUUGAGUUUACACUGUAUACAUUUAAAAUAUGCAUCCCUUUAAAAAUGCUUUGUGUUAGCAUGCUGCAAAUCCAAUGGCGCUUAUAUAACAAGCUGGUCUAGGGCUAUUUAAUGAAAAACCUGGUCAUAAAUGUUAUGCAUAUAAUGUGUAUUUUUUACUUUUAUUAGUUGCUUCAUGUUUGCACACAGCUGUUCACAUGAGAAAUUUUAACUUCAUGCUAUAUUGUGGCUUUGUGUUCCAGAUAAUGUUCAUAUUUUGUUUUUGCACCAGAUGAGAAUCAGUUCCUUGAGAAUAAUUUUUUUUUUAUAUUUCUAAACUUCAGAAAGUUAAAAUUUUGGGAAAUCUCUUAGACAAAUAAGUGUUUUAUGUGGCUGUAAAAAAUGAUGUACACGCUGUAAAAUAAGAUUGUCACUGUUCUGUGGGAUUAUUAUUUCUAAAUGUGUUACUCAUCGUAACGGGCAUACAAUAAAACGCAUCUCUUGCA